AGGGGGAGGAUUAAAAUUAUCUUUUUAAUUUAAACACAAAAGAUCAUAAGAAGAGAGGGAGAAUCUAGUCUAUCAUUCGACACAAUCAUGCAGCAACUACCGGAAGAUGUUAUCGAGGAAAUUCUGUCACGCCUCCACGUUAAAGAUCUUAUGAGAUUCAAAUCUGUUUCCAAAAAAUGGAAUUCGAUAAUCUCCAGCCAACACUUGAUUAACUUGCAUCUCAAGAAAUCGAUUUCCAGCCCUUCCCACCGUAGGAUCUUCAUUCCACAUUCUAAAAGCGUUGUCUAUAAGGGUCUCCAAGACGAUACCGAAGAGCUGCCGUUGCCUCCGGGAGCCAUCGCGUAUUUCUUCGGAGCCUUCGAUGGUUUGCUCUGUUACUUGCAGAAUCACGAUGACGCUACUAGAAUCCGCAUCUGGAAUCCUGCUACCAGAGUAUCAAAAACCGCCGAUUUAAAAUUGAAAUUCGAUAACUUCGUGUCCUGGUUCGGAAGAGAAUCCUCCGACGACGAGUACAAGCUUAUCUUAGGGAUUAGGCCACACGGAAAGCAGCUCGCAAAUAAUCAUACGCUGCUCGUAACCCUCUACGUGGAUGGUGACUCGAGUAAUUUUUCAGCCCAAGAAAUCGAUUUAGAUCAAUUAGUUUUCAAACCUUACGAGGAGGGAACCUUUUUCUGUGGAAUAGUCCAUUGGCCUGCGAACCGAAAUAGUUACUGGGUCGUUUUUACGUACGAUUUGGGCCAAAAAUCUGUCGGAGAAAUAGCAAUGCCUGUAACAUCGCAGAAUCACCUAUGUGGGCUUGGCGUGGUAGAUAGGUGUUUGUCUGCAAUUUGUGGAAACUGUGAGGGCUUCUGUGUAAUUUACGAGGUUUGGAUAAUGAAGGAAUAUGGGAUUAAGGAAUCAUGGACUAAGUCGAUGAACAUACCUCACCCUGCCGGUAAUAUACAAUACAUGUACUUGGUUGGGGUUAGUGAUUAUGGGGAUAUCUUUUUCAGAUCUAGCACUGAACAUGUUAAUUUAUUUGUAUAUAAUGUGGGGGAAAAGAAAUAUACGGCGACUCUUGUUUCCGAUGGUUACUUUGUAAAAACGUACGUCGAGACUCUGGUUUCCCCCAACCUCGGCAAAAAAAGGACAGUUGGAGCAACAUAAGGAUGAGCCUUCUCUUGAGUUUAUGGUUAGUUUAUUUUCUGGUAAGUAGUAUUUGUUUAAUCGGUUAUAUGUUUCGGUUUUAUUGAAACGAAAAAAGGGUAUGCGGAUCUCGUGACUGAUUUCAAGACUAAGUUGUGUGAAAAUAAUUAAGUUCUUUCUGCUUUUUGAUUGUAAUAGUGAAAGUAGCUGGUGUUUAAAGUCGAUGUUUAGGUGAAGACGUAUUUAAAUCAAGGGUAAAUAGCAUUUAACCCCCCUGCGGUUACAAACUUUUGCAGAUGACUCCCUUGUGCUUGUAAUAUCGGCACAUAACCUCCUUGUGGUUUAUGGGGUAGCUUCCGUUAGUUUUUUCCGUCAAACUUAACCGCGUGUUUCAAACUUCAAGGGGGUCAUCUGCAAAAAUGAAAGCACAAGGGCGUCAUCUGCAAAAAAAAUACUUUCACGUUUGACAGAAGCGGUUAAGUUUGAUG
Molecule: messenger RNA, 1613 nt
Organism: Erythranthe guttata (spotted monkey flower)
Lineage: Eukaryota; Viridiplantae; Streptophyta; Magnoliopsida; Lamiales; Phrymaceae
Source: RefSeq, a predicted model, not a curated record